AUGAAGGAGGAUUAUGUGGGAACCAAUAAGGAUGGAGAGAAAGUGACGCUCAAGGCGCAUGGUGGACCGAUCGAUAUCGAGGGGAUUGCAGUUGCGGUUGUGAACGACAGGCUGCAGUUACAGAAGGUGGAGGUGUUCUUUGAUCCUAUGAUGAUGUUCAGGCAGAUGGAGAAGAAGGUUAAUGCUUGA
This is a messenger RNA of Neurospora tetraspora, 189 nucleotides long. RefSeq lists its product as uncharacterized. Bases 1 to 189 code for a protein of 62 amino acids. The transcript has 2 exons. Lineage: Eukaryota; Fungi; Ascomycota; Sordariomycetes; Sordariales; Sordariaceae. The record is from RefSeq and is a predicted model, not a curated record.